Photinus pyralis (common eastern firefly) is the source of this 1112-nucleotide messenger RNA. Its product is annotated as serine/threonine-protein kinase 16. Gene Ontology annotation, biological process: protein phosphorylation. Lineage: Eukaryota; Metazoa; Arthropoda; Insecta; Coleoptera; Lampyridae. The record is from RefSeq and is a predicted model, not a curated record. The transcript is spliced from 4 exons. Gene Ontology annotation, cellular component: Golgi apparatus; cytoplasm. Bases 34 to 990 code for a protein of 318 amino acids. Gene Ontology annotation, molecular function: protein serine/threonine kinase activity; ATP binding.
ACCUGCGGUAUGGAGUCGUAAAGUUCGCAGGCGAUGAACGCGUUAGGUUUAAGUUUACUGGUUAAAAUGGGGUGUUUUUGUAGUCGGGAGGUGCUCUACGUAAACAACACGCGAUACGUAAUCAGGGAGAAGCUGGGCGAAGGGGGUUUCAGCACGAUCGAUCUCGUCGAGAACGUCGCGACGAAGAGGUGCUACGCGGUGAAACGCAUAAUCUGCCACAGCGUCGACGACCAGAAGACCGCCCUGCUCGAGAUCGAGUACUGCAAGAAGCUGAGGCACCCGAACAUAAUCGAACUGAUCGACUCGACCUUCAAAGGUUCGGCCGAUAUUGUGGUGAACGCGACGUCCGAAGUGUACAUGGUGCUGCCGUUUUAUCGGCGCGGCACGCUCCACGACUACCUGGACGUCCGGAGUGCGACCAAGGACUAUUUGAGUGUUUCGGAAAUUUUACGGAUAUUUAGCGACGUGUGCGGAGCGGUGAGGUAUAUGCACGAGUUCAAGCCGGAGGCGUUGGCGCAUCGCGAUCUGAAGACGGCAAACGUCUGCCUUACGGACGGCUUGAGUCCGGUGCUGAUGGAUUUGGGGUCGGUCGCGCCCGCGAAGGUGCAGGUGUGCGGUUCUCAGGACGCCCAGAGGUUGCAGGAUUUGGCGGCCGAGCGCUGCUCGAUGCCCUAUCGAGCACCGGAGCUGUUCAAUGUGAAGAGUUUUUGUGUUAUUGACGAACGAACUGAUAUUUGGAGUCUCGGCUGUGUUCUGUACGCGAUGUGUUAUUUUAAAUCGCCGUUCGACGCGGUGUACGAACGCGGCGAUUCCGUGGCCUUAGCUGUGAUGUCGGGAAAGAUCCAUUUUCCCGAGGACACGCCUUUUACUCAGGAAAUGCAUGACUUGGUUUCGUUCAUGCUUAACGAAAAUCCCGCCGAGAGACCAUUUAUUACCGAUGUAAUCGAGAAAGUUGACGAUUAUGUGAGAAUUUUAGAUAACCAAGUGUAAUAUACGUGCUCACGUUUUGCAAUUUGUACCUAACUUAUUUUUGUGUAGAUAAUUGUGCAUUUGUAUCAUAUUUUAUACAAAGAUAUAUGAAAUAAAAAUAGGUAAAUAUAAACCAUCCUGUA